CUGUUACUCUAGUCUAAAUAAAGUCUAAAAUAUCAUCAUUUUAAGUCUAUCUUUCUAUAAGAAUUAGCAAUAAACGCUUAACAAAUCAACUUCUUUUGUACACUGUUUAUUCACUAAGGCUACUGCAAAACCAACGUUGUUACAGCAGUCAAAAUAAUAUUUUAUGACGUAGGAAGCUAAGCACAUGAUAGAACAGCCGUAUUGCUCAGCUAGGCGCGGAGUUCAGAUGUAAACAUCCAAGAAACGAAUGUACGUGCUGUUGAUGAGAUCGUAAAGCGAUUACGCAGCUUAGGCCUUGUCAUAUUAUAAUGUCAAGUUCAGACAUUCAGCUCAAAAAGCAAGCUGCUGUAGCCGCCCUGAAGGCCGAAUGUGAAGAAAAAUGGACACAAAUUACACAGUUAUAUGAAGACAUCCAGACACACAAGAAACCCCAUGAUGAGCUUGUAAGAGAUGAUCCACUGUUAAAAAUCUACCAGGCAAAGGAGAAGAGGUUAAAAGCUGAAGUGGAGGUGCUUAAGAAUAAGGAGACAGAGGCUCUCCCCAAGGACCCAGUGGUACUUCACACCUUACUUAAAGAUGAACUUACCACCUCUAUCACCCAGCUAGAACACACCCUGGCCAUGGUGGCAGGACAGAAGGCAGAGAUGCUCAAACAGAUUGAGAGAGAUGAAGCCCGGUUGGAGGAACAAAGAGAAAUAAAGGCAGCCCUGGAGGUAAAGGUGGAAGAGAUCAUGGCACAAGAGACACCUGGAAAUGAAAGAAGUUAUUUAAAAGAAUUGGAGCAUAAAAGAAAAAGGGCCAUUGAAAAAAACAGAGAGCUUAUGUUGGAGAUGCGUGACUUUAUAGCAAAAUUCUUCCCGCCACCAACGUACAACCAAAUGAAGGAGUGGAGAAGGAGUCACCAGCAGCCAGGUUUAGGACGGAGGUCUAACGAGUCCUACACCAGUUCUGAUAGCUUGAAUGGUGACAGUGUGGUCAGUUUGCAAGAUAUGGUAGAGCAACUGAUGAACAAACUGCUGGACAGUCCACAUGACCCUUACCUGACCACUGACCAGUCUUACUGGCCUCCUUACUUGGAACUUCUGCUCAGGACUGGCAUUGCUUUAAAACAUCCAGAGGAUGGACACAGGAUCAAACUGGUCCCCUUUCACUUGUAAUCCUCAAAUUAAUGUGUGAGCAUGGACAGAAAUUCAAAUUUGUCCCAUUUCACUGGUUAUGCUAUAACUUUUAAGGAUGGGCAGAGGAUCAAACUGGUCCCUUUUCACCUGUAACACCCAGAGGAUAGACGUAGGAUCAAACUGUUCCCUUUUCACCUGUAACACCCAGAGGAUGGACGUAGGAUCAAACUGUUCCCUUUUCACCUGUAACACCCAGAGGAUGGACGUAGGAUCAAACUGUUCCCUUUUCACCUGUAACACCCAGAGGAUGGACGUAGGAUCAAACUGUUCCCUUUUCACCUGUAACACCCAGAGG
Messenger RNA from Lingula anatina, 1473 nucleotides. Its product is annotated as centromere protein K. Lineage: Eukaryota; Metazoa; Brachiopoda; Lingulata; Lingulida; Lingulidae. The record is from RefSeq and is a predicted model, not a curated record. Gene Ontology annotation, cellular component: nucleus. Gene Ontology annotation, biological process: kinetochore assembly; mitotic sister chromatid segregation.